This is a messenger RNA of Nematostella vectensis (starlet sea anemone), 1316 nucleotides long. RefSeq names its product histone deacetylase complex subunit SAP30 homolog. Gene Ontology annotation, cellular component: histone deacetylase complex. The record is from RefSeq and is a predicted model, not a curated record. Gene Ontology annotation, molecular function: transcription coregulator activity; protein binding. NCBI's taxonomy places the organism in Eukaryota, Metazoa, Cnidaria, Anthozoa, Actiniaria, Edwardsiidae. Gene Ontology annotation, biological process: regulation of DNA-templated transcription.
AUGUGGACAACAAACGCGAGAGGAGCGAUUUUCAAGAUUUCGAGCACGAAUCUCGUAUUUUCCUUUGUAAAAAUGAACGGGUAUCGAAGCGAACAAGAAGAGCAAACCGCUAAAAGCGAGCAGAUUUGCUGUCUGGUCGAAGAUGGUAAUCGCUGCAAGUUAACGGCUGGAAAUGCGAGCUAUUCAAAACGAAUACAGAAGACUGUCGCUCAGAGAAAACUCAAGUUGUCGCUCGACGUAAAUGCUCGUCACAUUUACAUAUGUGAACACCACAAAAACAUGAUUCAGAGCGUAAGAAGCAAAAGAAAACGAAAAGAAUCAGAGGACGAUCACGAUUCGUUAGACGUUGAUUUCUGUACGCUUCAAGUUAACACCCUCCGAAGGUACAAGCGCCAUUACAAACUCCAGACGAGGCAAGGACUGAACAAGGCUCAACUUGUUGAGACCAUCCAGAGACAUUUUAAACAGAUUGACUGCCCUGAGAAGGAAACCGUUGCAUACUUUAUUUACAUGGUGAAGACCAACAAGAGUAAGCUGGACCAGAAGCAGGACAAUAGCUGAAGUGUUAUUGCUCUUUUUUCUCAAUGUGGCAUUUUAUGAAAUGCCUUUUUUGAAACCUGUAAAAUAUAACAUUCAAUUAGUAUUUUAUAUUGUACAUAGAUUGGUCAGACUAGUGUAUAGUCUUGAAGAAUUCCACUUUGUGAAUAUCAAGAAAAUCUCUUACUUCAUGCUAAGAGUGUUUCAUUUAUGUAAAUGCAUAGCCAUCAGUGUAAAAGAUAAGGAUCCCCCUAGUAUGUGGUAUUGUUUCUGGUGAAAUCAACUGCAUUUUAAGGUUCUAAAUCAUUCUGGAGUUAUUUUCAGAGCAUUAUUUGCUGUACCACUGUCUGGUUCUGAACUAAGCAAUAGGAUACCGGCUCAGCUUAUUCCAACAAAUGAAAGGGAUGCACCAUCCUUUGCAGAUCUAUAGCCAGAGUUUAGAGUGAGGGAGGGGUGGGGGUGUUUAUGCCUUUAAAGGACAUUUUCUUCUAAUGCCCCCCCACAAACCAAACUGGCCAAUGUGUCUGCUAGGAAGCUAAUACCUAUUGAUGUGCUUGGGCAUUCUUUUUUUUUUUUUUUUCAAGGAAUGUAAAAGAAUCUUGUUUGGAUAUAGAAAAGCAGAAAUAGCAGGAAUUAAAAUCUGUGUGAAAUACAUGGAGCUGUGUUUUCAACACCACUGGUAACUGUCAUUGAUAUGUGUAAAUUAUAGAAAAACGUUUGCAAUGUUUUAAUAGUGAGCAAAAGUUGAAUAACAUUAAAAACAGUAAAAUUUCUGGUUA